This is a messenger RNA of Purpureocillium lilacinum, 2217 nucleotides long. Lineage: Eukaryota; Fungi; Ascomycota; Sordariomycetes; Hypocreales; Ophiocordycipitaceae. The record is from RefSeq and is a predicted model, not a curated record.
AUGGAACAGAUCGAGACGCAGGCUUCGGACUUGCGGUACCUCGCCCAGGCGGCUCCGGUUGCGCUCAGCGAUUCCGCGAGUGUCUCGUACGAGACGCCGCAGCCGCGCCCGCAGCAGGGAAGCCCAGCAGGUUCCGCGACAUUCGGAGACAAUUCCGCAGGCGGUGGUCCCGGCGCCGGCAGCGGCGCGAGCAAGCGCAAGUCAGUCGACGACGGCCCCGGGUCCGGCCAGAAGCAGACACGGAGCAAGAGGAACCGGUACAUCUCUAUAGCAUGCAAUGAAUGCAAGCGACGAAAGAUCAAGUGCAACGGCGAAACGCCAUGCCAGCGAUGCGGAAAUCUCAACCUCGCUUGUCUGUACGCACCAAAUUGCUGCUCAAACAACUUCAAGGAUUCAGAUGAGUUCAAGCACGUCACAACGCAGCUCAGCCGCCUCCAGGAUGAGGUGAACUGGCUCAACCAGACCAUAAGGUCUCUACAAGCCGACCCGUCUCGACUGGUCCCCCCAAAUGACCGCAUGAUGCCGUCGUCCAACUCGGUCAUUGCUCUGUCACCUUCACAGAGCUCCACGUCGAUGCAGCGACCCGACUUGUCAUCGCACGGCAAAUCGGCAGCCUUCCGAGGACCUACGAGCAUGGCCUUUAGCCUGGAUGUCGCCAAUACUACCAUUUCCAACAUGGGCUACCGUGGCAUUGACGAGCCCGACGACCAGGACCAGCAGUCGAGUGACGUUACCAUGCAGAUGGGGAGUGCGCCCUAUGACCCGCUGUUUGAGUUUGACAAGGACGAAAUGGUCAGGCUCUGUCGUUUCCACGAGGAUGAGAUUGGGAUCAUGUAUCCCGUUCUCAAUAUUCACACUGUCAUCGCCCACGCCAAGAACAUUGCGCCGUUUCUGGAGUCUGCUAGGAACCAGCAACGACCCAUGGAGGCUAUCAACGACGAGAAAACGCUUCAACUCAAGAUGGUCAUGUGCUGUGCGCUUGUUGUGGAGAACCACGGACACAGUGACAAAGCCAUACGGUUGUACGACAGCAUGGAGGCGGUUGUGAAUCGCAAACUGAUGGCAGACGUAAGCGACGUGGCCAAUUUACCACUGUUGUGUCUGCUGGCCGGCUAUCGGUUCUUGUCCAACGACGAGGUUCUCGCCUGGCGAGUCAUGGGUCAAGUCGUCAGACUCUGCGUGGAACUGGGAAUCCAUCAGAAGAGGGGCUUGAUGAAGAUUCAAGACGAAUCCGAGAGAAAGAAUGCGCUCAACAGCUUCUGGUCCGCCUACGUUCUCGACAGGAGGUGGGGGUUCGCAACUGGUCUACCAUUUGCCCUGCAAGACGACGAAAUUGAUCCCCAGCUGCCUUUUCCGGACGAGUAUCCAUUCCUCGUGGCUAUGAUCACGUACUCCAGGCUCGGUGCCAAAGUUUGGAGACAAGUAUCGCAUUUCGGACCCGUUCUGGCCCGUGAGCUGAGGCAAGAGGAGAUUGAUAAUCUUGACCGCGAGAUCUUGCAGUGGUACGAAAGUGUCCCGGAAGAGAUCCGAAUCUGGCUCUACACCCCGAUACUUCAUAGUGCGACGAGCAUCAUGUCGAACCCGCAGCAGGCGCAACGAGUCGUUGAUCUCGCCAAGGACACGAUACAGUACCUGAAUCAUCUCAACAGCACAACGAAUCUGUAUCGCAGGGCCCAGGUCUUUUACCACCAGUUUCUCACGUCCGCCAUCUCUGUCGUAUUCCUCGCGUCGGUUCAUGCCCCCGUUCGUUUCAGCGCGGUCUGCCGAGAGGAGUUUUACAUGGCGCUCGACCUGGUCAAGGAUCUUUCUGCCAAGAGUUGGGUGUCCAAACGCCUUUGGCGCACAAUCAGGUCACUUAAAGACGUCGCGCCGCGCUUCGGCUUGAAUCCUGAUGAUGACCCUCACUCAAACGCCGCCCUGGGGAUGAUCGGACUUGCACGCGGCCACCUCCAUCCGAGCCCCGUUGCGCAAACACCAUUCCCGACCAUUGGCAUGCCCACACCACAGCAGACGCAGGAGACGCAAGUAGAUCACAACGGCAAGAAGAUUCAGAGCGAGCUGUCGAGGAUUUUCGAGGGCUACGUUGGUCUGAAUGGCUUUCAGUACAACGGUAGUGAUGGCCACGUGCCUCCACAUGAACUGGCCUCCCCCACUUCUGCCAACGGCAUAUUCACCACGGACGGGACCGUGUUCUCGCACCUUCGGGAGAUGUUCUGA